GUGUGGGGAAGACAGGGAAUAACGUUGAACGUCUAUCGGGACAGUAGAGGUCUAUUUCAGGUCUAGCUCGCUCAGUGUAUUACACCAGUGUUAGUGUGCAAAUGUAAACACAUUUUACAAAAUCUAAACGAUAUACGGUGAAGAUGACUUGAGCACAGGAUUUUAAAGAUUCUGUAGUUUUUGUAGUGACUGGUGGUGGCGGGAUCUUAUUGUAGUAGUAAAUAGUGCGAUUCUCCACUGCUAGACAUAGUGACGUCACGAUGUCUCUGACGGAUGUAAUGGACGAUAUUGACUAUGAGACUAUCCGUUUCAAUGUGAACGAGACUCAGUCCAGACACCCGUUAUGGAUGACAGAGUCUCACUUCAUUUACCACCUCUACAGGGACGCCGCGGGGGUCCUUAAUUGUCACAAGGACAAAUCCGGGGAACCGGUCUGUUCACCAAGGCACUUAGCGAACCUAUGUAUGAACAAGCUUGUGUGUGACCCUGGACGGGUGUUUGGGCAUAUGAAGGCACGGGAUAUGCCAGGAGGAAUGUAUCCAGCACUGCUGUCGGAGGCCAUAUUCCAGCGAGAGCUACAUACAAUCAACUUUCUCGUGAGCACGUGGCCAACAACCGUCCUUGACCUUCAAUCAGCCAUGCCCGUGGAGGAUCUUAGCGAUGAUGAAAUAUUGACCACGCCUGUGGAAGAAAAAGAUGGACUGACCAUCCUCGAUUGUGUCAUCUACGCUCUCCUCGCCCUCCGAUCAGAGUCCAACCUAAAAAUGGUCAACUUCUCGGGAUUCACGGACCGGAAGUUAUGCCGUGAACUCUCCCGACUUCCGUUGCUGUGGAUGAACCCUAACGAUCGGACAGUUGACCGGAUCCAUGAAAUACUGAAUAGGACUAUCGACAUAAGCAGAGAGAAGGUUCAGAAGUACCUUAACAGAUUUAACCUGAUAUACGCCAAUAUGGACCCGUAUAUAAAACAUGACAACAAGUUUGAGCCAGUGACGAUUAUCCUGGACUGUAAAAUAACACUGGACGAUGUCCCCAUAGGUUUGGGCCUCCAGUAUGACACGCCGUUCCGGUUCGGAUGUAAGAGGGUAUGGAUGGAACCAAUUCCGGAAAUCUCGCUGCCAAUGACAGGUAUCAACCGAGUACUAGAACUGAGGGACCUUACUCAGGUGGAGUACACGGACCCACAGAUCUGUCAUGACGUAGGUAGACUCAGUGGCCUAAUGGAGGGUCUACAACUCCUUCCUCAUCUCCAGGCUCUCAGCUUCCCCAACACCAUCCACUCUGACGGACAAGAGAACGCAGUGGAAAUCUUUGCUUCCUUUAUUGGUAGAAUUCCAAUGUUGCGCAAACUGAACUUGGCUUCAUGUAACUUGCGAGAACAACUUGAAACAAUUCUCUUAAAGUUAUCUCAGGAUAUUACUUACCUAAAUCUUCGUGACUGUCGUCUGUGUGACGAUGAUAUACUGAACCUUAGGCUGUGGAACAAACUUGCAGGACUAAAAGAGUUAAAUCUGAGCAGGAAUAACUUAAAGACAUGCGACCUUGCCCUUGGUGACGUUCUUCAAGCUGUACCAAACAUUGGAUGUUUCUCGGUGUCCUAUUGCAGCCUGUCCAACUCUCAACUAGAGACAAUUGCACAGAAGUGUAUCGAUUUGAAAUAUAUGAAAAUGCUAGGGCUUCAGAGUUUCACCCCACCUAUCAUGGUGGAUAUGGAGUCGCUUCUCCAGAUUUGUUCUCUCAUAGACUCGCUUCAAAAGUGCUACAUUCUCCCAGACGCAUUUGCGUUUCCCGGAAGUAACAGUGUCUUCCGGUAUGAGAACCGGAUGUUGUUUAUAGAGAAUUGCGAAGCAUUUCUACAACAGGUAGGUAGACCUGACAUAGAACUGGAAUAAGGACCGAAGAAAAUGCCUGCACAAAAUCGAACAACAUAUAUUUUGCCAUUAACUCAAAUUACAGUGGUAAUGAUUUUGAGUAAACAAGAGAUUUAAUUUCACUGGAUUAGAUGGUGGCUGGUUAGGGCCAGAUUUGCUUUCUCGCUUUUUCGCUUAUUCAGGUCGAAAAAGUGUCGUGAAACACAGCUUUUACGACUCUGAAAAAAAGUUGUUCAAUCAAAAUCGCUGUUGAAAUAGCGAAAAGGCGCCAUUUUAACCUGAAAAUAAAAAGCAAAAAUAACCCUAAUCAGUCACCACGGAUUCCGUAGUUGUUUGGUUUUGGCGAUUCCCUGAUAUCUAAUGACAAUUCAAAAGUUUCAGCAGAACGCAAACAGUUGUGUCUGCUUUGUUGGCGAGAAGUCUAAACAUAACAAUUCUAUUAUCUUGACAAAAAUAGACUGACCACGGGCACACUUUACGAUGUAUGGGAGUGUCGUAUUAGGUAUAUGGAGGAUGCCGCUAUGGAAUACAAAUUUAUAUCUCACCCAUUAUACCCAAUUAGACCCUCCCAUACACAGUAAUGUAUAUAUGGGGCUGACAGAUGAAUCAGUGUCCAUGUUAAACUGUAUGAGUCUUUCAGCUCAUCAGUAGAUAGUAGUACAAAUCAUCUCCUCGUCUCAAUAUUGCACGGUGCGGUCCCAGUCCACAAGUUUAUCAAAAUAGAUGUUUGUGUCUUCUUAGCCUGGUUUGACCUUCAGGAAGUUGGCACAAAUUCCCAGUCCCACAGUCCGUAGUAGACUCCGUACACAUAUCGUAUUAACCUUGGUGAUGGCAUGCAUGCCAGGUCCCUAUGGUUUUACAAGGCCAUUUCCAUGAACUGGGAUUGACUGCCAGGAAAACCACAUGUGUUAUUAAUGAUUAACAGGGAAGAACCAAUACUAUGGUCAAUUUACAUUGACGACACGGUACAGAGUUUUAUAACUUUUUAGUCGCCGCGAUUUUGAGGAACCAAUAUAACAUUGUGAUUAAAUGAAGGGAGUCGACUCCUGACAACUUAUUGAGGGAGUCGACUCCCUUCCUCUCCCCAUGUCUCCCAUGUACAUUCCCAGGUUUAUACAAAUAAAACUUUUUUAAUUGC
Molecule: messenger RNA, 3009 nt
Organism: Pecten maximus
Lineage: Eukaryota; Metazoa; Mollusca; Bivalvia; Pectinida; Pectinidae
Product: leucine-rich repeat-containing protein 14-like
Cellular component (GO): cytoplasm
Source: RefSeq, a predicted model, not a curated record